Condylura cristata (star-nosed mole) is the source of this 5101-nucleotide messenger RNA. RefSeq names its product family with sequence similarity 214, member A (gene ATOSA). The transcript is spliced from 13 exons. The coding region runs from base 1037 to 4291 and encodes 1084 amino acids. Lineage: Eukaryota; Metazoa; Chordata; Mammalia; Eulipotyphla; Talpidae. The record is from RefSeq and is a predicted model, not a curated record.
AAGAACUGGGCGAGCGAGGGGGACCGGGAGUUGGGGCGCCAGAGCUAGAGACAGCGGGCGGGCGAGGAGCUGGCAGAGGCGCGGGGCAAGCGGGCCGGCCGGGGCGACGGGCGGGCGAAGCCCGGGGGCCGCGGGGCUCGGGUGCGAGUUGGGCAGUGUGAGGGACUGAGUACUGGGAGCGGGGCGAGGCGGCGGCUGAGGCGGGGGUGGAUGGCCACAGGGGCGCCGGGGAGCAGCGUCGGGCUUGUGGUCUCGGGCCCCCAUGGUCCCGUAACGCAGCCCCAGGGGCCGCAGCGCGCCACCCUCCGCUCUCGCCGGCCCUGCGCCUCUCGGAGCCUCGGGUCUGAGGUGGGAGUGUGAUGUGAGCCGCUGGACUAGCGGCGAAGCGAAGUGCCAAGAGGAGGCGGGAUUGGGACCGGAGGGGAGAGAGAGUUAGUCAGCAGAGGUCGGCCGAGGGAGCCAUGAAAACAACUCUCCGGCGGAGAGCGGGGCAGGCGCGGUGCUCCGUGCCGCGGGGGUGAAGGAAAUCCGGGGCCGCGGCGGGACGGAAGCGGCCCGCAGCGCGCACGCUGCGCAGAGCCGGGGCGAGCGCCCAGCUGUAAACACCUUUCCGCGGCCGACCUCAGGCCUGGCCACUCGGGGCCAGGGGUUGGUGGAGGGCGGCCCGGGCGCCCCAGGAGUCUGUUUGGGGGCUGGGGGCUGGGCGCGAGGAGAUGACUCGCGUUUCUUUCUGACUCUCGGGUAAACUUGGCCGCGGUCGCCGCAGGAAGGCUAGCCAGAGGGUAAUUACACAGGUGAGGCCCGGCGGGGCGGGCGGAGCUCUAGGCGGGGCGCUCGGGGUCCUGGAGAGUUUCUGCGCUCGGGCACCAGGUCGCAGAAUUCCGAUACCGGCCCCUGCGGAGCUGCCACUGUUUCCAGCAGCCAGUUUUACAAAGGGCAUUUGGAAACGGAGCAGUAGCCACAGAAUCAGCAGCAAGCCUGUUAAAGAACCUACACGUGUGUUUCUCAGCACCCUCAGUGGAAAUUGGAUGUGAAAAUGAAGCCAGACCGAGAUACUCUAGAUGAAUAUUUUGAAUAUGAUGCAGAGGAGUUCUUGGUCUCUUUGGCCUUGUUAAUAACAGAAGGACGAACACCAGAAUGUUCUGUCAAAGGUCGCACAGAAAGUUUCCAUUGCCCUCCAGCACAGUCUUGUUACCCAGUAACUACCAAACAUGAAUGUAGUGACAAGCUGGCCCAGUGUCGCCAAGCCAGACGGACCAGGUCUGAGGUUGCAUUGUUGUGGAAGAAUAACCUUCCAAUCAUGGUGGAAGUGAUGCUACUACCAGACUGCUGCUACAGUGAUGACGGGCCUUCCACAGAAGGAAUUGAUCUAAAUGAUCCUGCAAUUAAACAAGAUGCAUUAUUAUUAGAAAGAUGGAUAUUGGAGCCAGUCCCUCGACAGAGUGGUGAUCGAUUUAUUGAAGAGAAGACUCUUCUACUGGCUGUUCGCUCAUUUGUGUUUUUUUCUCAAUUAAGUGCUUGGCUGAGUGUUUCUCAUGGUGCUAUUCCACGAAAUAUUCUUUACAGAAUCAGUGCUGCUGAUGUAGACCUACAGUGGAAUUUUUCACAGACUCCAAUUGAGCAUGUGUUUCCUGUUCCCAAUGUUUCUCACAAUGUGGCCUUGAAAGUCAGUGUUCAGUCCCUGCCCAGACAAUCUAAUUAUCCAGUUUUGACCUGUAGUAUUCACACUAACAUUGGCCUUUAUGAGAAAAGAAUUCAAGAACAUGAACUUAAAACCCAUCAGUACCGCAAUGCUAAUGAAACAGAGCAAUGUAGUACAAACAGUUCACAGCGCUUGUGUAGCAAACCAACAUGGACCGUGGCACCUGAAAGUGUACUACACAUGAGAAAUGGCACAACUUCGGAAUAUACCACAACUGUCAAAAAUGUCAGACUUUAUCCAGGCACUGGCAAUAAAUCUGACUAUGGAACAUCUCAAGCCAAUAUUCUGGGUAUGAGUGGUUUAGGAGAUAAAAAGUCACAUGAGACAUCAGUGAGAACUUUAAAAUCAUUUUCAAUGAUUGAUUCCAGUGUCUCCAGCCGCCAGAGUUCCUGGCAGUCAGUUGGUGAGAGUAAUCCUUUAAUAGGUUCUUUAAUUCAGGAUCGACAAGAAGUUAUUGCAAGAAUUGCUCAGCAUUUGAUUCAUUGUGAUCCAAGCACUUCUCAUGUUUCUGGACGCCCAUUUAAUACACAGGAGUCUGGUUCACUUAAUUCAAAACUCUUUCGAGAAAAUGAACACAUGAGAAAAUGUAAAGAAACUUUUCCCAUCUCUUUUGGUAGUUCAGAGUUUACCUCCUCAGAAGACACAGGUGAGGGGAAAAUUAGAGUAAAAACAGAAACUUCUCAAGAUGAAACCUGUGUUGCUAAUGGUUUUUACUCUCGUCAGUCUAUUGGUGAGACUAACCCUUUGAUAGGAUCUUUACUUCAGGAGCGGCAAGAUGUAAUUGCAAGGAUUGCUCAACACUUACAGCACAUUGACCCAACAGCAUCCCAUGUGCCCAGGCAGUCAUUCACGCAUGAUUCCAGUUCUGUUUCUCCUAAAGUGUUCAGGAGUUCAUAUGACGACCAAAAUGUGCUGAAGAAAAACAAGCAUGAUGGCCCUGUUUCCAUUUCCAAUACAAAAUUUUCCUUGUUAGAAGACAGCAGAGAAAGGAAAAACUCAACACCUGAUAGAUCAUAUAAUUCCUUUAAGUGCAGCAGUACUGAAAAGUCCUCUUUGAAACCUCAAGUGAAAAGAAAUUUAUAUCAGGAAAAUCCUAGUGAAAUUAUGCAAAGUGCAUUUCAAGAGACAAAGAACAAAGACAAUAGUUUAUUGACUUCCUCAAAUACGUCUCACCGUACAGAAAGUAACUUAAAUUUGACAGUCAGACUGGCAAAUACACUUUCUGAGUGUCAAUUUAAAGAGCAAGAGAUAAGCAAUGAAGUUGAUAAGCAGUGUUCAAAUUGCAGCAGUAUUGACAAACAGAUUUGUAUAUAUAAGUACAAGGAAAAAAUAAUAAAAAAUGAAAACUUUAAUCCAGAAUCUUUUAAUAAUCACCGACCUGAUAAUUCAAAAGAAAAUGAUUCCAAAAUAAAAGUAACUAUGUUGGAAAUGUCUGGACAUUUGGACAAACCUGAAAACAAGUGCUCAAAUAAAGACUCAAAAAGGCCUAAAGCAUGUGAGCAAAAUACUGAGCUUAAUCACAUACAAAAUCAUUUUAAUAAAAAUAAUGAAGUUCUCAAAUGCAAAAAGCCAGAAAAAUUAAAAAUUGAACAAGAUAAGAAGGAAGAGCCAGCUGCUGAAAAAUCUCAAACGUGCCCUCAGAGAAAAAAUAUGAAAGACUGUAUGUCUACAAGUGAACAGCUGAAAAACACAGAGGCAUUGAGGACUGUACCACUGAAACAUUCAAAUGUCUGGCGGAAACAUAAUUUUCACUCCUUGGAUGGAACCUCAACGAGAGCCUUUCAUCCUCAAACUGGAUUGCCUCUUCUUUCAAGUCCUGUUCCUCAGAGAAAGACACCAUCAGGUUGCUUUGAUCUGGAUUCUUCGUUACUGCAUCUGAAAAGUUUAUCAUCUAGAAGUUCUCGACCAUGUUUAAAUGUUGAAGAUGACCCGGAUAUUCAUGAAAAACCAUUUCUGAGUUCCAGUGCUCCACCUAUUACAAGUCUUAGUCUCCUAGGAAAUUUUGAGGAAUCUGUCUUGAACUAUCGUUUUGAUCCUCUUGGCAUUGUUGAUGGUUUUACUGCCGAGGUAGGGGCAAGUGGUGUUUUCUGCCCCACACAUUUGACUCUUCCAGUUGAAGUGUCAUUCUACAGUGUUUCAGAUGAUAAUGCUCCCUCUCCUUAUAUGGGUGUGAUCACUUUAGAGUCCCUUGGUAAAAGGGGUUAUCGAGUACCUCCUUCAGGAACAAUACAAGUGACCUUAUUUAAUCCUAAUAAGACUGUGGUGAAGAUGUUUGUUGUGAUAUAUGACUUGCGAGAGAUGCCAGCCAAUCAUCAGACAUUCCUACGGCAGAGAACUUUUUCUGUACCUGUCAAACAAGAAAUGAAGAGAAGGGUUAAUAAAGAGAACACCCGACAUACAGAAGAACGGUUAUUACGCUACCUCAUACAUCUGAGGUUCCAGAGUUCUAAAUCUGGAAAGAUCUACCUCCAUAGAGAUGUACGGCUCCUGUUCUCCAGAAAGUCAAUGGAAGUUGAUAGCGGUGCUGCAUACGAACUCAAAUCUUACACUGAAUCGCCAACAAACCCUCAGUUUUCACCAAGAUGUUGAUAAGGAGUGGCAAUUUAAAUCUGAAAGUAAAAAUUGCUAUAGAAACAGAAUUAACACCCAGGAGAGUGGAUCCUCUCCUGUUAUCCUGGACCAGUUUUCAUUAAAGGAUUCCUGGAAUGAGAUCCACAAAUUUCAAGUAGACUGGAAAUAUUCAUGUCCUAAUCCUUUUUGUAUUGUUGAAACCACUUCAUUGGACAUAUUAUUGCAAUAGCAACACCCUCCCCAAGUUAGACUAGUGUUUACACAUUUUAUUUCUCAGUUAUUUAAUAUUUAAUGUUUUACUUAAUACUCAAGUGAUGUUUGUCUAUAGUGUUCUAAUGUAGCACAAAUCCUCUGUAAAAUCAUACUAUGUAUUUUUGACAUUAAUGUUGAAAUCUGAAAUAUACGCACAAGUCUUUGAUUUUGUGUGAUGUGUUUUAAGUACUAUUCAUUUAAGUUAUUGAAAAUGAGAAUGAAAUGUUGAGCUUCUUUAAGAUUAACGCACUAUGCAAGCAUGUGUACUUUUUAUAUCAUUGAAGUUUAGUUUCAACAGUGCCCCACCCAGGCUGCUCUCAGAGUCAUCUUCUAACAUGCUAUAAUGACAGUGCAGCGCUGACUAAGCUGCCUCACAUUCCCUUUGCAAACUCUGAUCAUCAUGCCCAUUCAUUCAUAUUCCUCCUAGAAUACCACCUCCCAGAACAGUUCUAUUUUUCCUUAGUCACUAUUACAGAGGCUUUACAUUAAACUGCUGUCCCAUAUUAGAUAAUUUUUGCAAAUUGUUAAAAGGAUAUGUACUUUGAAAACAAAUUAUUAUUUAUAUUGUAAAUAUAU